This is a messenger RNA of Dioscorea cayenensis subsp. rotundata (Guinea yam), 1442 nucleotides long. RefSeq lists its product as uncharacterized. Bases 1053 to 1442 code for a protein of 129 amino acids. The record is from RefSeq and is a predicted model, not a curated record. NCBI's taxonomy places the organism in Eukaryota, Viridiplantae, Streptophyta, Magnoliopsida, Dioscoreales, Dioscoreaceae. Gene Ontology annotation, cellular component: membrane. The transcript has 3 exons.
GCAACCAUUAUUGCAUGGUUUGAAGCUGAUUCUAUCUGUGGUAGUCACUCUGUUGUAAUUCCUUUCGUCCUCGUCUUCCCAUACCUUUGUCGUCUUCUUCAAUGUCUACGGAAAUACCAGGAUACUCCCUUUUGAAUGGUAUUCUCACAACUUUAACCCUUUCCUAUUGUCUUGUCUUGUUAAUUGCAAACACAAUAUUGCUAUUAUUUUGACCUGCUAAGAAAUGCAAAAUCUAAUUUCAUCUUUGGAUUCAUGGAUGUUCAGAGGGGCUGGAAAAAAUCUCUGGCGCAUAAAUUUGACAUUCAUUAUUUUUAUUAGGAAGUUAUGCACCUUGAACAGUUUUGACUGUAGACAUGGAUGCAUGCCUCAGGUGCUUGGUCUUUUGCCAAAUAAAACUAUUUAUUGUUACAGCUUUUACUAGUUUCAGAUGAUCAUAUUUUGGUCGAAGCAUAUUUUCUGUUGUUUGGUUUCUAGGACGAGUUCCCAAAAGUUUCCUUUGUAAUUUCACUUCAAAUAGGCAAUUGAUCAUAGCAAUAGAGAUUAUGCAAAUAGUAUCGACUGUGAUUGCUAAUUGUAUUUGCCCAUAGUUUUAUGCAUAUGAGCCCAUUUCUUUCUUUUGAUUUACAUUUUGAGCACUCUCAUCGUCAUUCUUGCUUGUAAAGGAAUCUUGGUAAAGGAAUUUUGCUAAAUUUCGAAACAUCUUGUAAAGGCAUGGAAGGUGCCUAUGUUUGGCAGACACUAAUUUCGCAAUAUUUUUAUGAAUACUGCAACUUUGUGAUUUCAACUUUCCAACAAAUCAUGGUAAAGUGAUAUUCCCCCCUACUCAUUUAAUGUCACAUUCCUGUCUAGUUAGAAAUUUAGAAAGUUUACAUAUAUUUUUAUUCCAAAAAUACCCUUUUUCAACACCUAUCAACUAGGGUUUUGUAAGAGUUUAUGCCUACGAGAGAAGUUGCUCAAAGGUAAUUCAAGAUCAUAUGUUUUUAUUCCAAAUGUUAAUGGGCUUUUGCUUGGACAUCCCUCAAAGCAGGGCUCAUUAUCUAUCUGGCCUUUAAAUGCUAGAUGCUUGUUACUUGAUUUGCAUUUCUGAAAUACUCGACAGCAUUUUUCUGUCGGCCCUCAAGUAUCAUGUAUUUCCUGAUAAUUUCUAUCACCCCAGAGUCAUUAAUUCAUUUUAUUCAUUUUUAUGGGAUGCGACGGAUGAUCGGGACUUGAGUGAUCUCUCCCGAAUUUUCAAGUUCAAAACUCAUCAUUUCCUCACAAUCUUACUUUAUGAGAGGCAAUGGGUAUAUUAUUGGGUGAUUGGAAGCAACCUGAUUUCUAGAUCAAUGCACAUGGACAUACAAACUUUCGGCCAUCUUCGUCAUAAUUAUCUAAACAUUAUUCACAAUCUUGGCAUUGGAUAUCUUUGCGGUGAUUUCAGUGGAUUUUUCUUUCGAGGUUGA